Messenger RNA from Salvelinus sp. IW2-2015, 2519 nucleotides. RefSeq names its product AP-3 complex subunit mu-1. Gene Ontology annotation, cellular component: clathrin adaptor complex; cytoplasmic vesicle. Gene Ontology annotation, biological process: intracellular protein transport; endocytosis. The record is from RefSeq and is a predicted model, not a curated record. NCBI's taxonomy places the organism in Eukaryota, Metazoa, Chordata, Actinopteri, Salmoniformes, Salmonidae.
CGGCACAGUCGAUAGCGCGCCGGACCUCGGGCUAGAAGGUCGAGGGUUCGAGACCUGCUCCCUGCCUGUUUCAUUUCAAUACAUUCAGAGUUCACCGACUAGCCCCUCGCUUUGAGGUUUUGGCAAACAGACGUAUACAGUAGCUGCUAGCUAGCUAAAACUCUUGAAGCCAGACUAGUGUCAGUAGCCAUGCCAAGCAGAGCUCCAUUCAACUAGCUACUAUAGCUAUUAGCUACCUGGGUUCUCUCUGGAGUUUUCCUCUUUGGAACUUUCUCUGAAGUCUUUUUUAUUUUCUGAUGUGUUAUCCUUUUUCUCCUCGAAUGGUCGGAGUUUCUUUGCACUAGGUUCGCCUGAUGCCAUGAAUGAUUACGCCGAGACCUCCUUGAGUAAAGAUGAGAAUAUCAAAAGGAAUCUAGACAGGGGAAACGGCUUUAAAAUAAUCACUGACAAUACAACGGCUACCACAUCGACAGUCAAACUUCAUGACACGUGUUUUUAUUUUUGGACUUAAUUUAAGUGGCCAGACUACUCUCUGACAGUGCAACACAGUUUUAUUCCUGCCACUAGCACUGGAACAAAGCAGAGAUGAUCAACAGCCUGUUCUUGAUCAACGCUUCGGGGGACAUCUUCCUGGAGAAGCACUGGAAAAGUGUGGUCAGUCGGUCGGUGUGUGACUACUUCCUGGAAGCCAAAGAGAAGGCUCUGGAACCUGAGGACGUUCCACCUGUCAUACACACCCCUCAUCACUACCUCAUCAGCAUCUACAGGGACAAGCUGUUCUUCCUCUCCGUCAUCCAGACUGAGGUUCCUCCGCUGUUUGUCAUUGAGUUCCUGCACCGCGUCGCAGAGAUGAUCCAGGACUACUUUGGGGAGUGUUCGGAGACAGUAGUCAAGGACAACAUGGUGAUGGUGUAUGAGCUGUUGGAGGAGAUGCUUGACAACGGGUUUCCCCUGGCAACCGAAUCUAACGUCCUCAAAGAGAUGAUCAGACCACCCACCAUCCUCCGAUCUGUUGUCAACACACUAACAGGGACCAGUAACGUUGGAGACACGUUGCCAACUGGUCAGCUGUCGACCAUCCCAUGGAGGCGGGCCGGAGUGAAGUACACCAAUAACGAAGCUUACUUUGACGUGGUGGAGGAGAUUGACGCUAUCCUGGACCAAUCAGGUACGACAGUGUUUGCAGAGAUCCAGGGCGUGGUCGAGGCGUGUGUCAAGCUGUCUGGUAUGCCCGACCUCACACUCUCCUUCAUGAAUCCUCGUCUCCUUGACGAUGUGAGUUUCCACCCAUGUGUUCGCUAUAAACGCUGGGAGUCUGAGCGUGUCCUCUCCUUCAUUCCUCCCGACGGGAACUUCACCCUGAUGACCUAUCACGUCAAUGCACAGAAUCUUGUAGCCAUCCCAGUGUAUGUGAAGCAGAGCAUCAGUUUCUUUGAGAGUGGUUCUGGUGGCCGUCUGGACGUGACCGUUGGACCGAAGCAGACCAUGGGGAAGACGGUCGAAGGGGUAGUGGUCACGGUCCACUUGCCCAAAACUAUCCUCAGCAUCAAUCUGACUGCCACACAGGGCAGUUACACAUAUGACAAUGGUACAAAGUUGUUGGUGUGGGACAUUGGAAAGUUGAACCCACAGAAGCUUCCUAACUUGCGAGGUAGUCUGAGUUUGCAGGCUGGAGCCCCCAAACCAGAGGAGAACCCCAGUCUGAACAUCGACCUGAAGAUACAGCAACUUGCCAUAUCAGGACUGAAGGUGAACAGGCUGGAUAUGUUUGGGGAGAAGUACAAGCCUUUUAAAGGGGUUAAAUACAUCACCAAGGCCGGGAAGUUCCAGGUGCGGACUUGAAGAUUGAAACCUAAAGGUCAUAGGUCAACUAGCCAACGUGCCUAAUGCUCUGGGUCAAAGGUCAACUCUUAGACACGCCAGCUGUCAACGAUUAUGCUCUCUAUUUGUAGUUCAGAGCCGUGAUCGGUCCAUUAUGACAAAUGUCUGAAACUUGUAAAAAGGUUCACAUCACUGCUGACUGUUGUGGCUCUGCAACAGCAAACUAUGAAUUGAGCUUUCUACAUGCUUUCUACAUGCCAAGUGUCAACUCUUCUACCUUAUGCCUUUUAUACCCCUAUACUCCCUCUGUAUUAGGGACAGAGCCUGUAUUAAUAACUUGGUUGUUUAUUUGGAUGGAAUGGAGUUGUUGGUCUGCGAAGGGAAUUGUUUUGRACAAUCAACCUAUUAUUUCUCCUGUAUCUGGAAUUAAAUAACUGUUCCAGCACAGCCCACCUCUCGCUCUCUGUCUGUCUCGCUCACUCAUCUCCCCUCUUUUUAAAAUUCUAUUUCUCUGCUUUAGCAGGUAAAGAUUUAAUAUCUAGUUUUAUAUAAAGCAUAUUUUUUGACCAUUUUAUGACUAAUAACCCUCUAAUGCUGAGUAACUGCAACCAAGAGUGGAAUCUCAUUUGGUCAUACAUGGUGUUAAUUAAUAUACAGGCUAACAAUUACUGCAAGUAUUAAUAAAUAUACAUAAAGUC